GAGGCGCCGGGGCUGGAGGCGCUGCUGGACCUGCUGCUCUGCGUCCACCAGGAGUGCAGCGGCGCCCCCCUGCGGAGGGAGCGGAACGUGCAGCAGUUCCUGGCCUGGGCCUCCCCUUUCGCUGUGAAGGCCAAGCAGCUGCGUCUGCGCCGCGAUGACUUUGAGAUCUUGAAGGUGAUUGGGCGAGGGGCCUUUGGCGAGGUGGCAGUAGUGAGGAUGAAGCAGACGGAGAAAGUGUUUGCCAUGAAGAUCCUGCACAAGUGGGAGAUGCUGAAGAGGGCCGAGACGGCCUGCUUCCGGGAGGAGCGCGACGUGCUGGUUCACGGGGACAGGCGCUGGAUCACGGCCCUGCACUACGCCUUCCAGGAUGAUCACUACCUGUACCUGGUGAUGGAUUAUUACGCAGGAGGGGACUUGCUGACCCUCCUCAGCAAGUUCGAGGACCGCCUCCCCGAGGACAUGGCCUGCUUCUACCUGGCCGAGAUGGUCCUGGCCAUCCACUCCCUGCACCAGCUGCGCUACGUCCACAGGGACAUCAAGCCGGACAACAUCCUCAUCGACACCAGCGGACACAUCCGCCUGGCAGACUUUGGCUCCUGCCUGCGCCUGCGCCCGGAUGGCACCGUAGAGUCCUCAGUGGCUGUGGGGACCCCGGAUUACAUCUCCCCGGAGAUCCUGCAGGCCAUGGAGGACCGGAAAGGGAAGUACGGCCCCGAGUGCGACUGGUGGUCGCUGGGGGUCUGCAUGUACGAGCUGCUCUUUGGGGAGACCCCUUUCUACGCGGAGUCCCUGGUGGAGACCUACGGCAAGAUCAUGAACCACGAGGACCACCUGCAGUUCCCGCCAGAGGUGACGGACGUCUCGGAGGCCGCCAAGGACCUCAUCCGGGGCCUGCUGUGCCGCCAGGAGCGGCGCCUGGGCCAGAAGGGCCUCGGGGACUUCCAGCAGCACCCCUUCUUCCGGGGCAUCGACUGGGACAGCCUCCGCCAGGCCGUGCCGCCCUACGCCCCCGAGGUGGCCAGCCCGGCCGACACCUCCAACUUCGACGUGGACGACGACAGGCUGAAGGAGCCGGAGACUCUGCCGCCAGUUUCGCACGCGGCUUUCUCCGGCCACCACCUCCCCUUCGUGGGCUUCACCUUCACGUCUGGGAGCCCCCGCGGGGCGACUCUGGAGAAGAGGACCCAGCCGCUGGAGCCCUCCCGCAAGCAGCAGGAGGCUCUGCCGGAACCGUCUUCCCAGGCCUCGGCCAAGGACUCCGCGGAGGUCCGGAGACUCCGGGGCGAGGUGGAGAGCCUGCAGAAGCAGCUGGCAGAGAACCAGCUGGAGAGGGAGCGGGCGCAGAGGCAGCAGCUGGCCCAGGUGGCGUCAGGGCAAGUGAAGAGCUUGGAGGAGCGGCUGGAGUGGCUGGAGCGCGAGAAGAGCCAGGCGGUUCAGGAUCUGAGCGAGGCCCAGGAGCGGCUGCAGGCGCAGGCGUGGCAGCUGCAGGAGGAGCAGCGGCAGCGGCAGGAGGCGGCGGAGGAGCUGCGGGGCGCGGAGGCCAAGUGCGGGGAGCUGCGAGCCCAGCUGCUGCGGCACGCCAGGCAGCUGCGGGAGCGCCAGGAGGAGACGGACGCCGCCGCCCGGCGGGUGGAGGGCCUGCGCAAGGAGCUGGCCCGCACCCAGGGCGGCCGCAAGGAGCUGGAGCUGCGCAUGGAGGGCCUGGUGAGCGAAGUGUCCAAGCAGCGGAAGGCCAAGGAGCGGGCAGAGCAGCAGCUGCGCAGGCUGAAGCAGGAGCUGGAGGAGCCCCGCAGGGAGAAGCUGGGCCCGGCCCCCUCCCACGCCUCGGGCCCCAGGCGGGCAGCAGCAGCCGCCCAGCAGCAGCAGCAGCAGCAGCAGGGGGAGGCGGUGGCAUCUCUCCGGGCGGAGGUGGCUCAGCUCCGGGAGCAGCUGGCGAAGGAGGCCCAGCGAUGGGAGACCCGGGACCCCGAAGGCCAGAGCAGCGAGGUGGAGCCCCUCGGGGUGGACGGCCUGCGCCCGGAGCCAGAGACCCCCCCAGCAGCCCCCCUCGGCCCCUGGGAGACGCAGAUCGCCGACCUCCUGCGGUGGGUGGGAGACGAGAAAGAGUCCCGGGGCUACCUGCAGGCCAUGGCCACGCGGAUGGCGGAGGAGGUGGAGGCUCUGAAGCAGACGGGGGCGCAGAGUCCUGGGCCCAAGACGCCGGACAGCCUCUGGAAGGCGCGGCGGCUGCAGAAGGUGGAGGCCUCGGCCAGGCUGGAGCUGCAGUCCGCCCUGGAGGCCGAGAUCCGGGCCAAGCAGGGCGUCCAAGAGGAGCUGGACAAGCUGAAGGUGGCGCACUUGGCGGCUGAGCGGCAGCUGCAGGAGGCGGAGAAGCAGAGCCGGAAUCUGCGCCUGGAGCUGGAGGAGGCGAAGGGGGAGCUGAAGGCCCAGUCGCUGGACGGCGCCAAGCCCCCAGGCCCGCUGAUCCCCUUCCUCCACUUCCGAGGCACCAGCGUGGAGGACGCCAUUGCUUUGGGGGGGCCCUCGGAGCCCCCAGAGACCCCCCGGCCCCCGGAGGAGGAGAGCCAGCUGCCCCCAGGAGGGAGGAGGAGGAGCCUGCGCUCUGGGGGGCCACCACCGGUGUCUCCCGCCACGGCCACCAGGAGUGGGAGCAGCAGCGGCAGCAGCAGUGGCGGCAGCAGCGGCAGCUCCGGGUCCCUGAAGCCCCGAGCGCACAGCUUCCGGACGCACAGCUUCUCCACGCCCACCCAGUGCAUGCGCUGCACCUCCCUGCUGGUGGGGCUGGUCCGGCAGGGCCUGGCUUGCGAGGCCUGCCCCUACGUCUGCCACGUGCCCUGUGCUGCUGGGGGCGCCUCCACCUGCCCGCUGCCCCCCGAGCAGCUCCAGAAGACCCUGGGGGUCCACCCGGCCAGCGGGACGGGGACGGCCUACGAGGGAUUCCUGUCGGUGCCCAAGCCGGCCGGGGUGAAGAAGGGCUGGCAGAGAGCCUUUGCUGUCGUCAGCGACUUCAAGAUCUUCCUCUUUGACCUGCCGGAGGGGAGGGGCUCCCCGUGCGAUGUGGCCGCCGCCCACGUCACGGACAUGAGGGACGAGCACUUCUCGGCGGCUCCGGUGCUGGCCUCGGACGUCAUCCAUGCCAACAGCAAAGACGUGCCCUGCAUCUUCCGGGUGACGGCCUCCCAGCUGAGCUGCCCCCUCACCUCCAGCUCGACGCUCUUCCUGGCCGGCAGCGAGGCGGAGAUGCGGAAGUGGGUGCAGGUGCUGACGGAGCUGCACCGCCUCCUGCGGGAGAACCAGCCCCGCCACCGCGCGGUCUACGUCCUGAAGGAGGCCUAUGACAACGGCCUGCCCUUCAUCCCCCACGCGCUUUCUGCCGCCAUCAUAGACCGGCAGCGGAUUGCGCUGGGUACGGAGGACGGCCUGUUCUUGGUCCAUCUCCAGACCAACGAGGUGCUGCAGGUGGGCGACUGCCGCCGGGUGCAGCUGCUGCUGGUCUCCCCGCAGGCCCGGCUGCUCUCGGUGCUGUGUGGCAAGCGCCAGGGCCUGCGCCUCUUCUCCUGGGCCGAGCUGGAGACCCCGGAGGCGCCGGGCACCAAAGUGGCGGAGGCCAGGAGCUGCCAGGCGGUGGCGGUGGGGCUGCUCUGCCGCGGCACCACCCCGGUGCUCUGCGUGGCCUGCCGGCGCCAGGUGCUCUGCUUCCAGCUGACGGCCGCCCGGCCCCCGCAGCGCCGCAUCAAGGAGAUCCCGGCCCAGGGCUACGUCCAGUGCCUGGACCUGCUGGGGGACCGCCUGUGCGUGGGCUGCCCGGGCGGCUUCUCCCUCCACCCGCUGCUCAACGAGGGGCCCCCCGUGGCCCUGCCCCACCCCGAGGAGCCCCUGGCGGCCGCCGUGGCCCAGAUGGGAGCCCUGAAGGCCGUGGAGGUCAGCCUCCGCGAAGUCAUCCUCUGCUUCAGCGGCCUGGGCCUCUACGUGGACGGGCAGGGCCGCCCCAGCCGCCCGCAGGAGCUCAUGUGGCCGGCGCCCCCCCUCAGCUGCGGCUACAGCGCUCCCUACCUGUCAGUCUUCAGCGAGAACGCGGUGGACGUGUUUGACGCCCGGAAGGCGGAGUGGAUCCAGACCGUCUCUCUGAGGAAGGUGCGGGUGCUGAACCCGGAGGGCUCCCUCUGCACCUUUGGCAGCGAGAAGGUCCGCUUGACGUACCUCCGGAACAAGGCAGCAGGCCAGGACGAGCUUGACAUCCCCCCCACCACAGACAACAGCCGGCGGCACCUUGUGAGGACCAGGCACAAGCGCCGCUUCUUGUUCUGCGUCUCCGAGGAGGAGCGGCAGCAGCAGCGGAGGGAGAUGCAGCGCGACCCCUCCCUGCGCUCCAAGCUCAUCUCCGGCCCCAGCCACUUCAGCCACCUGGUGCACGUCGGGCCCGGCGAGAGACGCCCUCGGCUGCAGGACCUGGCGGUGCCAAGCGCCAGCCGGGGAGCCCCGCCUCGCAAGACUCCCUCGCCGGGCCGCCAGGUCUCCCUUCCGGCAGGGCUGCACUGCGAGAGGUCCCAGAUGAAGGGCAGAGCCUCCCUCCACGCCUGGGAAGCACCAGCUCCUCCUGACCGGGGGGGUCGGAAGCCCCCCUGCAGCCUGGCUUGUGGGGACAGCAGGGCACUCCCCGCCUCUUCAGGGACGCUCGGAGGAACCUGUGAGGUGGUGGCGGCGGCAGCAGCUGCCCAUUCAAGAGCAGGAGCCAGACCUGACCCCAAAACUGGGGGGGGCCAAGGGGGGGCGGCAGCUGCCCCUGCCCCCCCCCCACCCCCGAGCCUUCAGCAAUCUCUCUCUCCAUGAAAGAGGACGCUGGACUCAGCUGCUUCAGUUGUGGGGCUAGUGGCUGCCUCUGCUGCACUGCGCCCCACACAUCUCAGGGAAAGCGGGAGCCCCGCCUGCACGGCUUUGGGGCUGGCAGCCGCCCCACCCCACCCCCCGUCCUUCCCGUGUUUGCUGCUGCAGCAACAGAAUCAGGCCCUGCUGGGGCAGAAACACUUCCCACGGCCCCAAAGGAUCCCCAGCCAGCCUCACCCCAGCACUGCUCUCAGCAGAGGGUCUGACCCCUCCGGCAGGGGCUGCCGUGCCCCCAAGGAUCUGCCUCAGGAAACGUCAGCCUCAAGGUGCAUCUGGAAAGGCAAGCUAUGCGCGCGCGUGUGUGUGUGUGUGUGUGUGCGCAUGCACAUGGACGGACACUCACACUCCAUUAAAAGUUCUCAUGGGCUUGCA
Hemicordylus capensis (graceful crag lizard) is the source of this 5256-nucleotide messenger RNA. It is a transcript of the gene CDC42BPG, whose product is annotated as CDC42 binding protein kinase gamma. Gene Ontology annotation, biological process: actomyosin structure organization; peptidyl-threonine phosphorylation. Gene Ontology annotation, molecular function: ATP binding; protein serine/threonine kinase activity. NCBI's taxonomy places the organism in Eukaryota, Metazoa, Chordata, Lepidosauria, Squamata, Cordylidae. The record is from RefSeq and is a predicted model, not a curated record. Gene Ontology annotation, cellular component: cytoskeleton; cytoplasm. The transcript is spliced from 36 exons. Bases 217 to 4830 code for a protein of 1537 amino acids.